AUGACGACGGUCAACCUAAUUCCUCGCCACAUUUUCGGGCUUAAAGCAGAUGUACACUCGAAUCUAAGUUUCGUCGACGAUCAGACUGUUGCCUAUCCUGCCGGUCACUACAUUAUUGUAUACUCCCUCGACGACAAGCGUCAGAAAUUCAUUGCUUGCACAGAAGAUUCAGAUGGUGUCACAGCAACUGCGCUGUCUCCAAGCAGACGCUUUCUUGCAGUCGCGGAGCACAGUGAGCGAGCUUUAGUGAGUAUUUUUGACCUCAAGACACUCAAGAAGCGCAAGGUGUUGAGUUCGGUCGAUACUCUGGCUCAAAGCUUUGUCAGUGUAGCCUUUAGUGCUGACAACCAACUUCUACUCACUCAGGGAGGUUCUCCAGACUGGAUGCUGACGUGCUGGAACUGGUCGAAAGCCAAAUUGGUGGCCAAUAUCAAGACCCCUUUACUUGUCAUGGCACCCCGUACAUCUUUAAGCUUAGACCAGUCAUCACUGUCCACGGCAAUUGAAGACAUCGCUCUCUCGAAGACAUCGCUAUUUGAUGUAAAUGUGAUGGCAGAGGAUACGAUUUCAAAUAAUUCACAACAUCAAAUUUCUGCGUGCUCAUUCAGUGAUGUGGAUUCUGGAUUGGUGUGCGUUACGGGAGUGGCACUUAUUCGCUUCUUUCGUGUGCUUGAAAAUUCCUUCUGCCCGUUGUCCAGCCCUCGAAUGGACGAUUACAAUUUUCUCGCUCAUGCAUGGUUGAAACAGCGUAACGAUCAUUUGGUUGCUGGGUCUGCUGAGGGAGAUCUUUUGCUUUUUCAUGGUGGAGAAUUUGUUACGCGUUUAAAGUCAUCGCCAGGACCUGGAAUAGCUGUCCACACAUUGACUGCAACCACCAAAGGACUUCUUUGUGGGCUUAGUAAUAACACAGUCGCGGUGCUUGAAAUGCUUUUGGGUGAUACUGACGAACAGUAUGACGCAAUAUCUACUGAAGACGAAUCAAACUUGAUGUCAAACAAUUUUGCUGGGAUACUAAGUCUGCAGCGUCUCGUCCGGGUAGACACUGGUUCAGGCUACAUCGCAUCAAUUGCAGUCAGCCCGAACGAGGAAACAAUUAUAGUCGCCACCUCUCAAGCCCAGCUUCUCACAUUUUCGUUCCAAAGUCACACACCAGGAUUAAAUGAUAGUGCUUCAGCCUCCAAGUUAGUGGCGGAUGAGGCCGUUGCACUUGUUGGUGCUAAUCUAAGUGGCGCUUCGAGUGUCGUUGCAUCUAACAGUGCAAGUGCACCUAGUGAAGAUGUCGAGUACUUGAUUACAAGCUUUCAUCAGCCAAGCGAUCCGAUUUCCAAUAUUGGGCCAGGCGGGUCUGCCGGAGGUUGUAGUAGCGGCGUGUUGCACGUGACUGGUAUGGAUGUGUGUGUACGUAAACCACUCCUCGUGACGUGUGGUCUGGAUCGAACUGUUCGUGUCUGGAACUAUAUCGACCGCACCUGUGACGUGGCCAAACUUUUUAAUGAGGAAGCUUUUAGUGUCGCUUGUCAUCCGUCUGGUCUUCACUUGCUGGUUGGCUUUGCGGACAAACUUCGCCUACUGAACAUUCUGAUGGAUGACAUCCGCUCCUUUAAAGAAUUUUCAGUGAAAGCCUGUCGCGAGUGUCACUUUAGCUCAGGGGGACAUCUUUUUGCAGCGGUCAAUGGGAAUACAAUUCAAAUUUUUUCUCUUUUUACGGGCGAGUUGGUUAAUACACUUCGUGGCCACAAUGGAAAGGUGCGUAGUCUUUAUUGGAAUUCAGAUGAUUCCACGAUCGUAUCUACUGGGCUUGAUGGAGCAGUUUAUCUAUGGAAUGUGGAUGGGGCAAAGCGUGAAGUAGAAUUUGUGCAAAAAGGCGUGUCGUACAAUUCAGCACUCUGCAACCGUGAAGGCACCGCAAUAUAUGCGGUAGGAAGCGACCGGCUACUUAAGGAGAUCGAGCUUCCGUCUUCUCAAUUGAUUAAUGAGCAUGUGUGUCAAGCAUCGUUGGGUCAAUUGGCCUUGUCUAGAUCGCAGCGCUUUCUUUUUGGCGCUGGAGCAGAAGCUGAUUGUCCAGGCGCCAUACGGGCUUUCAAAGUCCCACUAACGGGAGACUCGACGGAGUUUCAAUGCCUUAGUUCUCCCGUCACACGUUUGCGGUUGUCUUUUGACGACCAAUUUCUCUUUGCUACUGGGGAGGAUGGUGCGGUGUGUAUUUUUGAGAUUCGAGACAAGGAAGGACGUCUACGACAUACCGGCAUGGAUGGGAAUCUUGCUUCGAUGAAUGGUGCAGUUGAAGGCAGCAUCGCCGGUGUGCCAUUGCACAAUCAUGAAAGCAACGGAAGACAUGGAGGUAGCAUGAUUUUGUUCUCCGAAGAGGUUUUGGUGACCAAGUCAGAUUUAGAAGAAAAAAAUACGUUGAUGCUGGAAUUGAAAACCAAGGUGGAUGAGCUUAUGCUUCACAAUGAAUAUCAGUUGCGACUCAAGGAUAUGACCUAUAAUGAAAAUUUAAAGGAUCUGACAGAAAAAUUUACGCAUCAAAUAGAGCUAGAGAAAAGCAAGUACGAGAUUCUUAGAGAGGACAAGAAUGAUAUCGAGAUGGAAUACGAAGAGAAGAUCAAGCAGCUGGAAGAGCACUACUUGCAACAAAUGCAGGAAUCAGAGGCUGUAUAUCAGCAAAAAAUAAUGAAAGAAGUGGAGCAAUACCAACAAGCGCUCACCCAGCGUGAGGCACAAUGUCAACACUGGAAAAACGAACAGAAUCGACUCGUGAUUGCACAUGAUAAUUACGUAGCUGAAGUGACUGAAGAUUUUGAAAAACGUCUUAAUGAAGAUCGUCAACUGCGCACGCAAAUUGAGGAAGAGAAGAGGGACCUUGAUCGUGAGUAUUAUGAAACGGUGGCCCAGGUCGAGGCGGACGUAGAUGAAGAAAUUGAAGCACUCAAAAAGAAAUAUGAAGACAAAUUGCAAGCUGAACGUGAAGCAACGUUACGGCUAAAAGGUGAAAAUGGUAUUAUGAAAAAAAAAUUCUUAGCUCUCCAAAAGGAUAUUGAAGACCAACGUGAUCAAAUUAAGGUGCUACUGGAAACUGAAAAAGAAUUAAUUGAGGCCAUGAAAAGUUUUGAAAAAGAGAUUUACGCACUCAAACGAGAAAUUCGAGUGCGCGAUGAUACCAUCGGAGAGAAGGAAAGGCGGAUUUACGAUCUCAAAAAAAAGAAUCAGGAACUCGAAAAGUUUAAGUUUGUUUUGGACUACAAGAUUAAGGAGCUCAAGAAGGCAAUCGAGCCACGCGAAAAUGAGAUUCGCGAUAUGAAGAAUCAAAUCAAAGAGAUGGAUCAAGAGUUGGAGCUCUUUCAUAAGAGCAAUGCGCAGCUCGAUGUGCUUAUUGGUGAGCAACGUCAGCGAAUUAAUAUUCUACAAAAGGUUAUGGCGGGCCACCGUCAGGUUUGGAGCGAUCAGCAAACAUCGAUGAAGCGCUUUCGAGGUGACCUUCACGAAUGCGUACGACAUCUCCAGUCACCCAAGGAGUUUGCAUUUUUGAUCGCGCAGCUAUACAACAAGUACGUCAACACGAAUGAUGAAUUUGGCAGUGUAGGUGCAGGAGGAAAUGUCGAAGUUGAAAUUCAGCUCGAGUAUGCGCAGCAGAAGCAAUAUCUUGAAAAGUCUGUGCUUGCCCUCAGAUGCAAGUACGCAGCUCAUGCGCAAGAGCAUCAGCGAGAAAAUAUGCGUGCUACGUCAAAUAAUAUGUUUCUUGUUCGUGAAAUAAAUGAUCUACGAAGUCAUCUCUUUGCUGCCAAGCAAAAUCUUCAAAUGGAACGGGCAAUGCUGGUAACUUCCGAUCUAAUGACAUCAGUGAACGGACAAAAGUUUGAUGAAACGAAUUCUCUGACCGCAGCACUAGAAGUAGCAGGAGGAAAUCCGGAUGUACUCUUAGCGAACCAGAAAGUUGAAAUUGAAGAAUUGUGUCGGGCUAUAGAAGCUCUCGAACACAAACUGGUAGGAGACGAACUAGAUGGUACGAAAUCUAAAGAUUUGUUUCCACCGAUUGGACGUGCUGUGGAUGGAUAG
Messenger RNA from Plasmopara halstedii, 4056 nucleotides. Its product is annotated as WD40/YVTN repeat-like-containing domain. The record is from RefSeq and is a predicted model, not a curated record. The transcript has 2 exons. Gene Ontology annotation, molecular function: protein binding. Lineage: Eukaryota; Oomycota; Peronosporomycetes; Peronosporales; Peronosporaceae. Bases 1 to 4056 code for a protein of 1351 amino acids.